CAUCCGCUUCCGGUUUAGGAUUCCAGGCGCAGAAGACUAGUGCUGCUGGUGGUGGCUGUUGAUCUCCCAGCAUGCCUUUCCUCCACGGCUUCCGGAGGAUAAUCUUUGAAUACCAACCUCUGGUAGAUGAGAUCCUGGGAGCGGUGGGCAUUCAUGACCCGGAGCAAACGGAGGUGCCGCCGAGCACCGGCAGCUACCUGGCCGAUGACGGUGAGAAGUUUCUUGCUUUGAAUGAACUUCUGGAGAGACAUUCGCAGUCGGCGUUCUACCGCGAGGGGAUCAGCUACUCCCUCCUGAAGGUGGCAGAGCUGGGGCUGGUCGCGGCUGCCGAGAUCCUCCUCCAGUACGGCGCCGACCUCAGCUUCGAGGAUCCUGUGACGUACUACACGCCCCUUCACAUCGCAGUCCUCCGGAACCAGCCCGACAUGGUGGAGCUACUGGUUCAGAGUGGAGCGGAUAUUAACAAGAGGGACAGGAUUCAUGAGAGCAGUCCCCUGGACCUGGCCAGCGAGGAGCCUGAGCGGCUGCCCUGUUUGCAGCGACUUCUCGACCUCGAAGCGGAUGUGAACGCAGCAGAUAAAAACGGUAAGACGGCUCUGCUACACGCCCUGGCCAGCAGUGACGGAGUCCAGAUCCACAACACUGAAAAUAUCCGGUUGCUUCUGGAAGGAGGUGCCGACGUAAAGGCCAUGACCAAAGACUGCGACACCGUAUUUUCAAGCAUCAUCUUCCUACUGGGAGAGAUUGUUGGAUCCGAUAAAGAGGAGGCAAAGCUGAUUAACCAUUUCUGCUUCCGGGUCAGCCAGCUGCUGAUGGCCCACGGCGCAGACCCCAGCGAGUGCCCGUCGCACGAGUCCCUCACUCACACGUGUCUCAAAAGCUUCAAGCUCCACUUUCCUCUCCUGCGUUUCCUUCUGGAAUCGGGCGCCUCGUACAACUGUUCCCAGCACGGCCCCUCCUGCUGGUCCGGCUUUCACAUAGUCUUUGACAGGCUGUGCACUUACCUGGGCAACUGCGAGGACUGCGACUCUGUGGACCUUCUGAACAAAGCCGAGGACGUCCUGGAACUGAUGGUCGCCCAGUCUCCGAGGGUCACCCUGCCCAGGAACUUUGACCUUAACACGUCGAGCUGCAGGGUCCACGCUGACAAAGUCAACGCCCUACACCAGUCCCUAAAACAGCUGGAGCAGUCGCCCCCUACCCUGAAGCAUCUGUGCAGGGUCUACAUCCGCCGGAGGCUCAGGCCUUGGCCCGUGGAUGUCAAAGUGAAAUCCUUGCCCCUUCCAGACCGCCUGAAACUCUACCUUCUUAUCCAUCCCGCUGCCUCCUAUGAAGAGGACCUUUAGAGGUGGACCCCCGGGGAGGAGACUUUGUCCCAUGUUCUUUGUUUCCACCUAAGAAAUCGGGUGUCUGCAGAGCAGAGGUGCCCGUCGCCCCCCCAUACAUGUAUUCUCGUGCUUGUGAUCUUAAAGGGUGUAGUAGUCAAUGGCCCAUCCAUUUCAUCAGGGUAUGGAACCCCUUUAAUUGGACCUGAAUUUCUGCAUGAUCCUCUCCUCCGGACCUGACGAGGAGAAUGCGGUAGUCUAAUAAACGGAGAUAUGGUUGUGUGGGACGACGAGGGGUGAAUUUUCCAGUUUGUCCUCAGGAGCUCUACUGGUUCCUAUGGGGAAACUUUAAAGAGGUUCUCUGCUCUACACCGAUCAAUGACCGGUCAUCCAUAUCAGAUUGGUGGGAGUCCGACAAUGAUCGGCUGUAUGGAUGGAUGGAGGCAGGAGGCUGUGUACACUGUGUAGUACCUGGCGCCAACCUACGUAAGCUUAGUUCCUAUUCACUUGAAGGGGAGUUGAGCUGCAGUACCCCGACCCGGCCACUACGCGUUGUAUGGCGCUGUCAACCUCCAGCUCCGGACACUGUAUAGCUUCUGAUGCCACAACAAACUGAAACUGCUGAUUGGUGGGGGUCCGACGCCUGGCACCCCCACCAAUCUGAUAUUGAUGACCUAUCCCGUAGUUCUCCAGCUGUCAUGACACUACAACUCCCAGCCUGCACUAUUGGAGACCACGGCUCUCUGGGAUACAUAUGCAAAAUGGUAACUAAAAAAGGAAACGGGUCUCUACGGCGCCACCUAGAGGCAACCAAGCUAUAAAGCAUAAGUUCUGCUGUCUUAAAGAAUUUGGGGUUGGGUUACCAACCGACCCUAAUGCCUCAUUCA
Bufo bufo (common toad) is the source of this 2212-nucleotide messenger RNA. RefSeq names its product ankyrin repeat and SOCS box containing 6 (gene ASB6). Gene Ontology annotation, biological process: intracellular signal transduction; protein ubiquitination. The record is from RefSeq and is a predicted model, not a curated record. Lineage: Eukaryota; Metazoa; Chordata; Amphibia; Anura; Bufonidae. Gene Ontology annotation, molecular function: protein binding. The transcript is spliced from 7 exons. Gene Ontology annotation, cellular component: BRCA1-BARD1 complex. Bases 72 to 1346 code for a protein of 424 amino acids.